UCGGAAUUCCAAAUCGGGGAACUCUAACCUCUUUCUAAACCUAAAGCUCAGACUUUCCGUCCUGACGUCAUGAUUUUACCUCGUUUUUCCCGAUUUCCAGUUGUCUUGAAAGCUAGCUCUUUGGUGUCGUCACGAUUACGCAUGUGCCCGCUGCUGCUGACACGACAGAAAACAUGGCGCUCGAGGAACCAAAUGGAGAUUUUCCAUAUUUACCUUCAGGGGUGGCGGAGGUAAACAAAAUGAUAAAGGAGAAUGGUGACCUGUUUUCUGAUGCCCUGUGCAAAAUCUGCAGUGCUGUCCUGAAUUCUGACUCCCAGAAACUUGCACAUUAUCAGAGCAAAAAGCAUGCCAACAAAGUGAGACGCUACAUGAGCAUCCACAAAGAAGAGGAGCCCACCAUCAAAAGGUUCAAGUCGCCUUCGGGAGACAGUGCCAGCAGUAAUGGCGAGACGGACCGCUCCAAAGCCUGUCAUAUAUGUAACAUGACAUUCUCCUCUCCGGUGGUGGCUGAGUCCCACUACCAGGGCAAGGUGCACACCAAGAACCUGAGACUGAAGACCUUUGGCAACCAGACCCCAGUAGCACUACCUCAGGCCGUGGCCCCAGUGGUGAAAAAGAAGAAGAAGAAGAAGGAGGCUCAGUCAGAGGAGGCUAGCAACGUGGCAUCGUCAGCCCCGGCCGAGGACGACCAGGGCAACUUCUGUUCCAUCUGCCAUGCCUCGUUCAACAACCCCCUCAUGGCCAAGCAGCACUACGAAGGCAAGAAGCAUAAAAAACAGCUGACCCAGCAGAAGCUUAUGGAGACCUAUGGGCCAUCCACUGCACCAGCUUCCACAGUAAAGGGCUACCCAUGUACUGUAUGCAACAUCGAACUGAACUCUGUGGAACAGUAUCAGGCACACAUCAGUGGCUCCAAACAUAAGAACCAUGUCAGAGGCAAGAAAGCGAGCAGCCCGAUGUUCAUCGGCCCAUCGGAAAACAAGUACACAGCAGAAAACCAGCAGUCAGAGUACCAGUAUACACCUGAAUUCGAACCAGUACAGGAGGACUGGGGUGCUUUCAGCCAAGAUUACGAGUGACGAGCCUCCCAGUACCCCCCACCAACACCACAGUUCCCUCAGCUAGGGCCAGAAGGAUCACCUGACCAGGAAAAGCUCUAGGUCCUUGUUACAAUACAGGUUACAACUAGGAUCCAGAGUUUUUUUUUUUUUUUUUCUUCUUCCCUUGUUCAUGUCAGGAAAAAUCCCUGGACAGAGGGCAGCCUAUAUGUGGUGUUCUUUCUGUGGUGUUGUAUCUGCCUCAUGGAUGAAUCUCAACUCCAGCUCUAUAUCAUUCUGUCUACUCCAUGUCUAAAUCCCAGUACAUGUUCACUACCGGUCAAAAGUUUUAGAACACCUACUCAUUCAAGGGGUUUUCUUUAUUUUUACUCUUUCUACAUUGUAGAAUAAUACUGAAGACAUCAAAACUAUGAAAUAACAC
Oncorhynchus mykiss (rainbow trout) is the source of this 1479-nucleotide messenger RNA. Its product is annotated as zinc finger protein 346. The record is from RefSeq and is a predicted model, not a curated record. NCBI's taxonomy places the organism in Eukaryota, Metazoa, Chordata, Actinopteri, Salmoniformes, Salmonidae. Gene Ontology annotation, molecular function: zinc ion binding; nucleic acid binding.